Messenger RNA from Manihot esculenta (cassava), 1692 nucleotides. Its product is annotated as beta-1,6-galactosyltransferase GALT31A. Gene Ontology annotation, cellular component: Golgi membrane. The transcript is spliced from 11 exons. NCBI's taxonomy places the organism in Eukaryota, Viridiplantae, Streptophyta, Magnoliopsida, Malpighiales, Euphorbiaceae. Gene Ontology annotation, molecular function: hexosyltransferase activity. The coding region runs from base 280 to 1524 and encodes 414 amino acids. The record is from RefSeq and is a predicted model, not a curated record.
UAGUAUUUCUUUCUGUGACAGAACAAUGAAAGCAAACACAACUACAGCUUGCCCAUUCUCCUGCUGAUUUUGAUUGGAUUGAGAAAGCUGAAAGCAAGAAAAGCAACAAUUCCAUUUCCCCUUUUCUUUUGCCUAUUUACACGACCUACGACCUUCGAGUCCGCCCAUUAUUUUGUUUCUUCUCUUCUCUCUCUUUCUCAGGAAUGGGGUCGUUUUUGUAGCACUACAAGUUUUGAGAAAGGAGGAGCCUUCCUUAAAGCUCAAGCCUUUUAGAUUGAAAUGGGUUUGAGCAGACCUCAAAAAACCAGCAAUGGAGUCUCCACCAGAUGGGUUUCUAUCUUCUGCAUUGCCAGCUUCUUCUUGGGGGUUCUUGUUGUCAACAGGUUUUGGACUAUUGAUCCAGUCAAAAUGGAUGAGGAAGCUUCAUCUGUGAAAGAACAUCCAUCAAAAAUUUCUCAUCCUGUAGUUAAUUGUGAAAAGAAGGAGACCUCUGUCCAGGCAAGGGACAUUCUCUCUCAAGUUUCACAAACUCAUGAUGUAAUCAUGACAUUAGAUAAAACAAUAUCCUCAUUGGAAAUGCAGCUGGCUGCUGCAAGAGCUGUCAAAGCUGACACUGAGGAAGGAUCUCCAAUGGUCACAAAAUCAGGAACCAAGCCUUUGAAGGAGCGACAGAAAGUCUUUUUUGUUAUGGGUAUAAUUACAGCAUUCAGCAGCAGAAAACGGAGAGACUCUAUUAGAGAAACUUGGAUGCCCAAAGGAGAGGAGUUGAAGAAGUUGGAAACUGAGAAGGGUAUCAUCUUACGAUUUGUAAUAGGACACAGCGCAUCACCAGGUGGUGUUUUGGAUCGUGCUAUUGAUGCAGAAGAAGAACAGCACAAGGAUUUCCUGCGGCUGAAUCAUAUUGAAGGAUAUCACGAAUUGUCAUCAAAAACACAAAUAUACUUUUCAACUGCUGUUGCUAGGUGGGACGCAGACUUCUACAUUAAAGUUGAUGAUGAUGUACACAUAAAUCUUGGAAUGGUUGGCUCUACUUUGGCCCGCCAUAGAUCAAAACCCCGUGUUUAUAUUGGCUGUAUGAAAUCUGGACCUGUUCUAUCACAGAAAGGUGUCAAGUACCAUGAGCCUGAAUAUUGGAAAUUUGGUGAGGAGGGAAAUAAGUAUUUUAGGCAUGCAACAGGGCAAAUAUAUGCAAUUUCCAAAGAUUUGGCCACCUACAUUUCAGUAAAUCGGCACAUACUUCAUAGAUAUGCAAAUGAGGAUGUUUCACUAGGAUCUUGGUUCAUUGGUCUUGAUGUUGAGCACAUUGAUGAUCGAAGCCUUUGCUGUGGAACUCCACCUGGUAAGAUUGCGAGUGGAAGGCUCAGGCAGGAAAUCCUUGCGCUGCAUCAUUUGAUUGGAGCUGCAGUGGCGUUUGCAAGGCAGUGGAGAGAAUGGAGGAGGUACAUCAGCAGUGUGGGGAAGGUGACGGAGCAAUAUGGCAUACAAGUUUCUGAAACUUUUCAUUCAAAGGUGGUUGUAAUAUAGUUUUAUGUGUGAUCGAGUCUAUGGUUCAGACAAUCACCCCUGCCGAUUUUUGCCAUAUGAUGCCUCGGACAGUUGGUGAAUGCCUAAAUUAAUUACUGCACAUACAGAUUGUGAAUGAAAUAGUGAAAAUAUUCUAGUUACAAAUAUUAGAGUUGUUUGUGUUGAUAA